GCGGCGCCCGUGAGGCCUGUCACCUGGCUGCCUGAGCAGUCCAUCCGUGCUGGCGGUGUGCCAGGCGGUGUAACCCAGGUGUAAAUAGAUAGGCCCAAUCUGGCUGCGGAGAGGACAGAUUGCAGGGGUGGGGGGCAGAGGGGGCAGGGAGCGCAGGAGGGGGUGCCUGCGCCAGUGUGUGUCAUCGUUGACGGGCCAGAACGGUCACCGUGGAUGUCCGAGAAGCGGUUGAAUUUUGGCCCCGGGUUCGAGAAGGGCCAAGGCAAAUUUGGGGUGUUGCAGGUGACAGGAGAAAGGGAGGGGUCCCGGAAUGCCUGGGGGCUUUGGUCCUUUGGAGUAUAAUCUGCCAGUUAUUUGACGGGCAAAACUGAGUUUCUUUGAGAACGAAAGAGCACCGCAGUCUGGAACAAGCAAGCUGAGGCUCAACGGUAGGCCAGUCUGCAGGACACGAGAGAGGUAGGCGUUUUUAAAGGGGAAGGGGCUAAGUUGGGAAGGCUGUUAAAAUCUACAAGUCCCUGAGAGUAAACUGGGAAUUGAAAGUAUAGUGGCUUCCGGUUGGCUGAGCUGUGGGUGAGGUGGUCCCGAAAGCCUGCCUUUUCCCGUCUGGGCUAGUAGAGGAGGUAGUUUCCCAGUCCCCAAGUUCAAGUGUGUGGUCCUGUGGGGUGUGCACUGAUCAUGGCGGUAGUGCGUGAGAGCUCCCCCAGCUGCGUCCUCCCGACUCCCUUUUAGUGAGGUUUCCCGUUAUUAAUUUUCAGCGGUCCUAGCAGCGGAAGGGGUGGACGCUCCCAUCAGCUGGACGGAAGGUGGCAGUAGGUUGAUUGUCCUUGGAGAUCUCCCAGGUUGCUUGGACGUCGUUAAGUCUUAGAUGUUCAGAGAGGCGUGAGUGACGUCAUCCAGUGGGCAGCGGGGCAGGAAAACCCGGGAAAGCGGGGCAGGUUUCAGGAUGGAAACUUUGAAAAGUGACGGCAGUUGUGUGGCCCCGGCGGAGGUUUGGAUCACAUUGAGGAGGGGGUGCAGACUAGGGGGGCAAUGCUAUUAGUAGGUCAGAGGGCCUUAGUGAGGUGUGCUGAAGAGUGGUUCCCUGGCUCAGCGCCUGGUUGGGGCUGCUGGGCAGUGCGGGCACAGGCGAAGGAGAGAGAAAGAUGUGGCAGGUGGAUGGGUGGGUAAGGCUUCCAUGGCAUGAUGGGACAAGAGAUGGCUGAGGACACCUAGGAGUAAUUGCGGCGAGGUGACAGGGAGUCGGGGCUGCCCUUUGUUCAGUGGUGUAGGGCUUCACCAGAACUUUGUGGUGCGCUUUUCUGGUGUCCGGGCCGUUUCACAGUCUUGCUGAUGGAUAAGGUGUGGGGCCAGUGUGGUCACUUGUGCGUCUCUGUGCCUGGCAGGGAGACCUUUAGGGCUGGGCUUUUCACAAAGGUUCAGUGCAGAGUGGAGGGUUGUGACUGUUGGAGGGACAGCACGGGCAGCACAGAAGUAUUAGAGGGACUGGGAGUAUCUGAAACGGCCACGUGGCUGUGGGUGUGUGUCCCUGAAGCCAGGAUCCCCGGCAGGCGAGGGGGACUCCUCGGCCGCAUUUGAGGCUUUCCCUGUGGUGGGAUGCAUGAGAGUGCUGGGGUUGUCGUGGAACCUGUUUGGAUUUGUCACACAUCCUUUGGGUGUCAUGUGACAGGUCCCAGUGUGAGUCAAGGGGCAUCCUUUGGUGUGGGGCAGGAAGCUGUGGGGGCGCAACUGUGGGGUCUGAAGGUGUGAGGGAGGUGCAGACUACAGGGUCAUGUUCACUUGGAGAGGGAGUGUGAGUGUGAUUGUGAGCUUAGGGUCUCAGGGCCCUGGGACUGGAGACUGACUGGUCGAGGUGGGUCCAUAAUUGUCUGUGUUUGAGGGCACAUUCGGGGAGACUCCACGGGAAUUUCCAGGCAGAAAGGAUGGCGCUUGGGGGGCCAAACCCAGAUUGGCCCCCGCAGAUUGCAUCUACGCACCCCCUGCCUGUUAUUGCUGAGGACCGAACACAGUGAUUGGUGGGAUGGUGAGGAGACGGUGGCAUUAAUGACACCAGGACCUGGUAUUUAUUCUGAGGGUGGUGUGACCUUUGAGGACAUUGCCAUCUACUUCUCCUGGAAGGAAUGGAGACUUCUUGAUGAGGCUCAGAGACGGCUGUACUAUGACGUGAUGCUGGAGAACUUUACACUUAUAUCCUCCCUGGGUUGCUGCUGUGGAGCAGAGGAUGCGGAGGCACCCCUUGAACAGAGCGUUUCUGUAGGUGUGUCACAGGCCGGCACACCCAAGGCAGAUCUGUCUUCCCGGAAGACCCACCCCUGUGAGAUGUGUGGUCCGGUCUUGAGAGACGUUUUCCGCUUGGCUGAGCACCAGGGAAAGCCAAGCAGCCAGAAACUGUUGAGGUGUGGGGCAUGUGGAAAACAAUUUUACUUCAGCGUAAACUUUCAUCAGCAGCCGGACCAGCAUACGGGAGAGAAACCAUUCAGAAAUAGUGUGGACACCCUCUGUUUUAUGAAGGGAUAUGGAUUCCAUGAUUCAGGAAAGCCCUUUACCUGUACAGAGGUUCAGAAGGACUUCCUGCCUGGCGUGGUUCGUCUGCAGCAGUACGCCAUUCAUACUGGAGAGAAGCCAAACACAAUCAUCCAGUGCAGGGAAACUUUACAGAGUAGUAAAGGUCAUUACACUUGGGGAAAAUGCAAGGAAGCCUUUGGUCCUGAGCAUACACCCGUUCAGGAUGAGAGUGUGCAGCCUGGACGACCGUGUUUUGUGUGCAGUGAAUGUGGGAAAACAUUCAGGUACAAAUCUUUAUUGACUAUCCACCAGAGAUUCCAUGCUGCAGAAGGACAUCAUGAGUUUGGCAAAGGUGAAAAAUCCAUUAGGAAAAGGUCUGUCCUUAGUCAAAAUGGAAAGGCUCACACUGGGUCCAGGCAGUACACGUGCAGCAAAUGUGGGAAAUCCGUAAGCCACAAAUCUGUGCUCAUUCAUCCCCAGAGAGGGCACAGUGGAGAAAAUGUUUAUGUUUGCAGUGGAUGUUCAAAAUCUUUUAGCCAUGGUUCAGUUUUAAUUACUCAGAAGGUUCAAUCUAGAGAAAGGCGUUAUAAGUGUGGUGACUGUACAAAAUGUUUUACCUCUAUCUCUGCUCUCAGAUAUCAUCAGAGAUCUCACACAGGGGAAAGACCUUAUCAGUGUAGGGAAUGUGGGAAGACUUAUAUCUCCAGUACUGGCCUCCGUUAUCAUCGCAGGGUUCACACUGGAGAAAGGCCUUAUGAGUGCAGUGAAUGUGGGAAAACUUUUACUGCUAGUUCUGUCCUCCAUUAUCAUAAGAGAAUUCACACUGUAGAAAGGCCUUAUAAGUGCCAUGAAUGUGGCAAAUCUUUUUUCUCUGCGUCUGACCUCCAUUAUCAUCACAGAGUUCACAGUGCAGAAAAGCCGUAUCAGUGCAAUGAAUGUGGCAAGUCCUUUCUCCGAAGAAACAGCCUCAAUGUACAUGUAAAGGUUCACUCAAGUGAAAGGCCUUAUAAGUGUAAUGAAUGUGGAAAAUCUUUGAAGUGGAAGGCAACGUUCAUUAAACACCAGAGAAUUCACACAGGAGAAAGACCUUACAGGUGCAGUGAAUGUGGUAAAUCUUUUACCGCUAGUUCUGCUCUCCAGUAUCAUCGGAGAGUUCAUACGGGAGAAAGGCCUUAUGAGUGCAGUGAAUGUGGGAAAUCUUUUAUCACUAGUUCUGUCCUCCAUGAACACCGGAGAGUUCACACUGGAGAAAGGCCUUAUGAGUGCAGGAAAUGUGGGACAUCUUUCUCCUCAACUUCUUCCCUCCGUCAUCACCAGAGAGUUCACAUUACAGAGAGGCCUUAUGAGUGUGGUGAAUGUGGCAAAUCUUUCCUCUCUGGGUCUGACCUCCAGUAUCACCAGAGAGUUCACACUGGAGAAAAGCCUUAUAAGUGCAGUGAAUGUGACAAGUCCUUUCUCCGAAGAAAUAGCUUCACUGAACACAUAAAAGUCCAUUCAGGUGAAAGGCCUUAUAAAUGUAAUGAAUGUGGGAAAUCUCUGAACUAUAAGUCGACAUUCAUUCAACACCAGAGAAUUCACACAGGAGAAAAGCCUUACCUAUGCAACGAAUGUGGAAUGUCUUUUAGUCAUAGUCGUGCCCUACGGUUUCAUCGUCAUUGUCACCUUGGAAGAAGUCCUUAUGAGUGUAGUCAGUGUGGGAAAUCUUUUACUUCUAAUUCUUCCUUCAUGUCACACCAGAGAAUUCACACUGGAGAAAAGCCUUAUGAGUGCAGUGAAUGUGGGAAGGCUUUCACUGCUCGUUCUCUCCUCUAUUCUCACCGGAUUGUUCACACGGAAGAAAGGCCUUAUGAAUGCAGUGAAUGUGGCAAGUCCUUUCCCCGAAGAACUACCCUCAAUGUACACAUAAAGGUUCACUCAGCUGAACGGCCUUAUAAGUGUAAUGAGUGUGGGAAAUCGUUGAAGUAUAGAUCCACAUUCAUAAAACACCAGAGAAUUCACACAGGAGAAAGGCCUUAUGAGUGCAGUGAAUGUGGGAAGGCUUUUAUCAGUCAUCCAGCUCUUAGUUAUCAUCGCAAGAGUGCACACAAGAGAAAGGCCUUAGGAGUGCCAUGAAUGUAGGAAGUCUUUCAACUAACUCUAAAAACGUACUCAACAUGAGAAACUAUACGGUAGAAAAUGUCUUGAUUCUUAACAUGAUGACCUGAAUGUUCAUGUUCACUAAAAUUUCUAUGUUGAAUACCCAUUCUGAAGGAAUGGUAUUUUUUUUAUUAACUUGUAUUUUUUAUUUUUUUUAAUUUACAUCCAAAUUAGCAUAUUGUGCAACAAUGAUUUCAGGAGUAGUCUGAUGGAAUAGUAUUAACAGGUGAUAUCUUUGGGAGGUAUUUCAGUUGAGAAUGGUCAGGUGUGUGGAACACUCAUGAGUGGGGUUAAUAUCUCUAAAGCAAGUUUCCUUCCCCUAUCAGUCAUGUGAGGACCCUUGAGAAAAUGAUCUAUAAAUCAGGAAACUGGUGGACCAGUCACAGAACCAGGCCAUAUGCGGAAUGGUAGGUCAGAUAUACAACCUCCACAACUGGGAAACUUCUUGUUUGUUUACAAGCCCCCUCCUUUGUGAUAUUUUGUUAGAGCAGCCUGAGCUGAGACAAAUGUGAAGAAUAUGGGUAAUCUUUUGACCAAAGAUAGUUUUGAAAUCUGAAUUCACCUUGGAGCAGAGCCUCAUGGGUGAGGUACAUGACCAUUCCUUUAGUCCAGUGUUCUGUCUUCAUUCCACGCUCAGAGGUCACACUGCAGAAAGACUAAACUAGCAGAGAAGGUGAUCUUUCCUUGCUUCAUGUAAUCACAGUGGAGGAGAACCGUUUGCAAGGCAGACACCUACCUGAGUUGAACUUUGUUCACCUGAAUGUCCAGAGGGGAGUGACUUCCAUAAUUUGAAGCUAUUUCAGAAAAAUACAGAAGCUGCGUUGUGCUUUUGCUGUGGUUGGAGUCAUUGCUCAAUUGAAAUCACUGCCGGUUUCUGUAGCAAAAGUCACUUCACCCCUGCCACUUGCCAGGUUCCCAUCAUGUGUAUCAGCCACCACCCACCGUGCUCAAGCAUGCUGACCUCUGCGCUUUGUCAUUGGCGACGGACAUUGUGGGUAAUUGGAACUCCUUGUUCCCUUCUAAGUCAGGACGUGGAUGUGACCCAGUGUUGACCCGCCUACCCGAACUGAGUUUGGGGUGGUGUCUUGCAGAGAGGCUGAGUCUCUUAGGACAUUGUUGGUCU
This is a messenger RNA of Lynx canadensis (Canada lynx), 5761 nucleotides long. RefSeq names its product zinc finger protein 814-like. The transcript is spliced from 3 exons. The record is from RefSeq and is a predicted model, not a curated record. Lineage: Eukaryota; Metazoa; Chordata; Mammalia; Carnivora; Felidae. The coding region runs from base 2041 to 4614 and encodes 857 amino acids. Gene Ontology annotation, biological process: regulation of DNA-templated transcription.